Molecule: messenger RNA, 2596 nt
Organism: Gadus morhua (Atlantic cod)
Lineage: Eukaryota; Metazoa; Chordata; Actinopteri; Gadiformes; Gadidae
Product: olfactory receptor 52D1
Exons: 5
Coding region: 353-1294 (313 amino acids)
Biological process (GO): detection of chemical stimulus involved in sensory perception of smell; G protein-coupled receptor signaling pathway
Cellular component (GO): membrane
Molecular function (GO): G protein-coupled receptor activity; olfactory receptor activity; odorant binding
Source: RefSeq, a predicted model, not a curated record
UGUGGUAGAUGGGGCACUGACAGUCCUGGACACAGAUUUAGACGCAAGGAAGAAGGUGUGACUCUUGGACAACAAGAAACACAACAUUAUUGCAGCUAAUUAAGACUGCCCAACUCUUCAGCGAUGAAAGACAAAGAACAUUUUUCAAUGUGAUGGCUUGUUAACAUCAAAAAGUACCAGAUUUUUUAAGGUUGUAUCUCAAAAUAUAAAAAGUGUUGUUGAUGUUUAUAAGGACCUGUUCAUCGUUUUUGUUUUUCUCUGUAAAUGAUAUUCUGUGCUCCAUCAUGGGAAGGCACAAUAACUGCUGUUCAUUUCAAUAACCUCAACAGUUGAAGCCACAAUUUCAGAGAAAAUGUCUAAUAUAUCGCAGAUUCUUUCGAUGGAGUCUUUGGACAUCUCUCCAUUUUUCUCCCACUUUGCCGCCCUGUUUGGCAGCCUAACCUAUUGCCUCAUCAUCACCUGCAACAUGACCGUGCUAUUGACUAUUGCACUUGACAGGCAGUUGCACAAGCCAAUGUAUUUGCUGCUCAUCAACCUACCCAUCAAUGACAUGAUCGGGGCUACUGCUCUUUUCCCACACCUCAUACACAGCAUCGUGAGCCAGAGCACCAGCAUAUCCAACCUGGCCUGUUACCUUCAGGCCCUGCUGGUCCAUCUGUACUGUGGAGGCUCCCUGAUCAUCCUCACCGUCAUGGCGUUUGACCGCUACCUGGCCAUCUGCCGACCGCUGCGCUACCACACCCUGAUGACCGCCAGCAACCUGCGCUGGAUCAUCGCCGGCAUGUGGCUGACCGACGUGGCGCUGGUCGGCAGCCUCUUCCUCAUGCUCACCCGAUUCCGGCUAUGCAGCUGGCGCCUGGCCGAUCUCUACUGCAACAACCCGUCCCUGGUGAAGCUGGCGUGUGAGAACACCACGGCCAACAACGUGUACGGCCUCCUGAUCACCGUACUGAUGCAGGGCACCUCCAUGCUCACCGUGCUCUUCACGUACGGACACAUACUAGUCACCUGCAUUCUUAACAGGCAGGCAGAUGCACGGAGCAAGGCCCUGCGCACGUGUGGCACUCACCUGGUGGUGUUUGUGGUGUUUGAGUUAACCACCCUGUUCUCGGUGCUGUCCCAUCGACUGAGUGUGUCGCCCUUCCUGCGCAGGUCGGUCGGUGUGUCCAUCCUGGUGUUUCCACCCAUCCUGAACCCACUUAUCUACGGAAUCAACACCAAGGAGAUACGCAGUAAAGUCGUAAAAGCCUUCUCUCGAAAAACAAAGAAAUUCAAAAACAAAACAUGUGCUUAGCAGCACUGAGUCAAUGAGUGAAUACUUUAUUGCAGAGUCAAGGUUCCAUAUAAAUGACAAUACAAAAGACGAUGCAAAUAAAAGGUCAACAUAGAUUCAAAUACAUACAAGCAUCGAUUCCAGUGUUUCCAUAACCCAGAGGAGAACCUUGUUUCACUCUGUUUAGUCUCAGUGAGUUCAAUUAUUAUUUUGUUUUGUGACUCUAGAAAUCAACACAUAAAUUUGAACAUAAAAUUCGUCAACACAGCAUGGAAGGUGGGGAAAUUACAAGUCACAAACAAAGUGCUUGCUCUUCACCAUCUUGGAAGCUUGAGGAGGAUCCUAAAGGCAUCAUUAUAUGCUACCUGUAGUUUCUUAAGCUUUGAUGUUUUAUAUUUACACCAUAGGUGAGGUGUUAAAAACGGAGUACAGUAGGCUUUGAAGAAUAUAAGGGAAAUGGUCAAAUGUAAGAUCGUACAGCAAUACACAAAAAUAUUGUGAACACACAAAUAUUGGAUCGCAUUUUGGUAUAUUAUUUAUCCUGUUUAAUGGUACGCCUAGUUCUGUUUAACAUGAAUGUCCUAUGAUUUUCAGAACAUGUUAUGUUAAACAAUCUGUUGCCACAUGCAUUCCAAAGUGAUUCUUAAUAGAAAUUAAGCUCAGCUUAGUCUCACAAAAUAAUGUCAAUUUACAAAGAGUUGGUUCCUUUAUUUAUUAUUUGACUAUUGCUGCCUAUUAUACAUAAUAUGUAGGCCUUGGUUUAUAUAUGAGGUAUGCUUCCCCAUUUGGGUUUGCGUCCUCCCAAGUGCUUCACAAAUGCUGAAAUACCUAUCGAAUACUCUAAUGAACAGUACUCUGGCUCCAUCUGCUGGCAUCUUCUGAGGGGCAUAGGGACGAGCCCGAUCAGGGCCUGGGCGGGGCUCGUUUUCAGCCCCGAUUUACGGUUUUACGGUUUACCAAAUUAACCGAGUUUACAGUUCAGCAUUUCAUCAGGCUAUUUUCUUGCACGAAGACGUUAUUUUGCACCAAUUUUGUGAAGACACAUGUAAAAAUAUGACUAACACAAAUGGUUUGAAUAGAAUAAUAUUUCAAGAAUAAUAAAAUUAUAUAUUAUAAUAUUUUCAAAUAUAUAUACUGUAAAUUAUAAUCAUUAAAUUACAUUAUGUGAAUCUGUAUAACCAACCCUGUAUCUGAAAAGUUGUAUUUUAAUUGCCUUUUGGAAAGGCUUAUACACAAUGUUUAAUGGCAACUGCCACCAGUGCAGGUCGAAUUGAACUAAAUGCUGAAUAUAAUUAUUGCAUACAUUAUGAUAUCCACAUUUGC